Molecule: messenger RNA, 513 nt
Organism: Helobdella robusta
Lineage: Eukaryota; Metazoa; Annelida; Clitellata; Rhynchobdellida; Glossiphoniidae
Exons: 4
Coding region: 1-513 (170 amino acids)
Source: RefSeq, a predicted model, not a curated record
AUGGGCAAAAAUUAUUUCAUUGAUUAUAUAGCACUUGUGAGCAGGUGCUGGUUUCCUGAAUGGAAUACAGUUGGGGAGGUUCGGGGCAUGCCAGCUUUCCCAAAUGCCGCUAGAGACUUAAUAUUCAUAGUAUCGUUAUUGCUACGUUGCACCAGUGAGAGGACAGUAGCCCUGUGCAACACCUACCCUGGGGAGGUUCCGACAAGUACAAAAGUCACCCUUCAAUGCAAUGCCAACCUGCCUGCCUAUCGUUACAUCAUUGCUCACCAAGCUGUAGGGGCAUUCGAUGGAUAUUUUAGUUUUUGUGACUGGAAGCUUAUGAGCCGAUCUUUUUUCCACCAAACAAACUGCAUCAAAUUGGGAGAGUACUUGUGCGAUUCGUUCAAUUUCAACGAGCAACUGAACAUUUGCCAGCUGAACAAGCACAGGAAUGGAUAUCUUAAUGGGAGUUUGAUUACUAAUACUUCAUGCUCUUUCUGGGUGUCCCACUAUUAUUACUAUGGUAAUGUUUAA